AGCCAACAGGGAAGCCCCAGUGGGAAGGAGAAGGUGUUAGGCAGAUGGUGUUGUUCCCCUAAGGGAUGGGAGGUAAGAGGUCCCAGAUGUAGGUAUCCAAUCAGGAUGGAAGAGGCCAUGGCUGGAUGCUCAGUAGCUGGUGGUGCCUGCAGCACUGUGGCCAACAGCUCCGGAGCCCACGUGUAUCUGAACAGGACCCAGGGAGGCUGUGUGUUGUUUCACGCGGCCCGGGAGGCAGGAGCUGAGCUCAAGGAGAUCUCGUGGGGCUUCGGCCCUGAGUCCGACUACAGAGUCAUCCUGACAGUCUGCUCUAGCACAGACCCCCCCACCUGGGUCAGCCUGCAGGACAAGUAUGAGCAGAGGGUCCACGUGCCCAACAUGACGUCCCUGAGGAUCGACAACCUGACCCCCGGGGACAGCGGGCAGUACCGGGCUCGGAUCAGCUUCACCGGAGGAAAAGAAUUUAACAUGAAUUUCCACCUCACUGUCUAUGCACCCGUGCCCCUUCCCCAGAUCUGGGUCACUUCCUCAUCCAUCACAGCAGGCUGGUGCAAUGUCACCCUGGAGUGCAGGGCCCAGGGGGCCAUGGAGGACCUGAAGGUGACCUGGGAGAGCAAAGGCCUCCCCGAGGAGCUGGAGCAGAGAGGGACCCCGGGACCAGCCCCCAACUCGUGGACCCUGGAUCUGAGCCUGCCCCUGAGCCAGCCCAACCCCAGGCUCACCUGUGUGCUGAGCAACCCGCUUGACCAGAAAACUGCCACCACAGACCUUGGGGCCAUCUGUGUCCCUGCAGAUUCCCAUGCAGUGACUGGUCCUGGCCUCCUGGCACACCUCCUAAGGGCUGUCAUAGCUGUGCUGUUCUUCCUGGGGGCUGGACUGUGCCUUUGGAAGACCCGUGACAAGAAGCAGAAGAUGGAGCCUGGGAGAGGUGCAGGAUUGCAGGAGGAGCACAGGGACCACCAUGGUGGCAUCCACUGGGCAGAGCUGAGCCGCUAGGAGUCACAAGAGGGCAGGGUCGAGGUGAGAGCUGGGAUCGGUGCCCUGUCUGGGGACCUAUUAACUAUUAACUGAGAGAAUUUACACCUGCGGCCAGUGGAGCGCUGUGGCCUCUGUGGAAUCACAUGCAGUGCGUGCCAGCAGCUUGGCUCCAUGUGGCUCCCUCUGCGUCUGUCCCUCAGCUCCCCCAGGAGGCCUCUGGGCUCCAUUGCCAGGGUACCAGGGGGCAACAUCUGGAAGAAAAGUGGCCUCCCAAUCCUGUUUAUGAUGAGGAGCAGAACACAGGCCAGCCAUGAAGAUAACUUAUUUGGAGGAAGUGGGGAAAUCUGGCGAUCAUGGGAUGCCUCCAUGCUGAUCCUGACAUCCUUCAGACACCUGCUUCAUCCAGCUCUGGUCCAGCGCCUGCUGCUCUGCUGUGACCCUUGUGACUUCACCUCCACAAGGAAAGGAAGCAUACUUUAACAGCCUAUGACAGACCAAGUUUGGUCCUGGUCAUUUUACAAAUGCUAUUAAUUCUUACAAGCAUCUUCUAGGGUAGGUAUUUAUUCAUCAUUUUAUAGGACAGAUGACUAUGGUCCCCAGAUUAUAACUUAUGGCAGAGAAAAACCUUACAUCCCACCCUAAUGAUUUCAGUGUUCACAUUUUAUCAGUUCUCUACAUGGUCACUGGAAAUCUUGGAAUCCUGGAAUAUUCCGAUGGGCAUUUCCUCCAUUUAUUACUCUUCAUAGGAGCCUGGUCUCUGAUCAGGAGCCCCAAGUUGGGCUGAGCUCACUGGUGAUGGAUCAGCUGGUGGUUGAGAGACAAAUCAGCUCUUAAGAGGACCAUGUGUCUUGUUGGAUGGGAUACCUGCAGUGGACUGGCCUGGAAUAGCUGGACCUUGUUCUCUGGUACAGAUUAGAUGUUCCAAGAAGACGAGUUUCUCCUUCUUUGGUCUUCUAGAAGUUUCUUCCUCUGUGUACAAGGUGUGGUGUGGCUUUCGGCAUCACCCUCUUCAAGCCAGCUCCUCUGGCAUUAUUAUUCAACACUCUGAUCAAUACCAGGCUUUACAUAAGUGUCACAUUUAAACCUUCAGUAAUUUUGCGAGGCCGAAGUACAGAUGGAAAAAUACUGAAAAAUUCCAUUGUACAGACGGAAAAAUAAAAUCCAGAAAUGUUAAACACCUCA
Manis pentadactyla (Chinese pangolin) is the source of this 2160-nucleotide messenger RNA. Its product is annotated as SLAM family member 9-like. The transcript is spliced from 5 exons. The record is from RefSeq and is a predicted model, not a curated record. Lineage: Eukaryota; Metazoa; Chordata; Mammalia; Pholidota; Manidae. Bases 106 to 996 code for a protein of 296 amino acids.